Fopius arisanus is the source of this 552-nucleotide messenger RNA. RefSeq lists its product as uncharacterized. The record is from RefSeq and is a predicted model, not a curated record. The coding region runs from base 1 to 552 and encodes 183 amino acids. The transcript has a single exon. NCBI's taxonomy places the organism in Eukaryota, Metazoa, Arthropoda, Insecta, Hymenoptera, Braconidae.
AUGCUACCUUACAUUAAACCUGCCGACACUCAAAAAGUACUUCUCAAUCAGAUUUCAAAAGAUACCGAGGUGCCGAUUAGUUUUCGCUCUUGGGAAUUGUACGAGUAUCCUCUACUGCCGAGUACUACGAAGCAUGUCUCGACUGUGAAAUGCUCAACGCAAUUGAAGAGACCGCGUUACGUCAUUCUCGGUUUCAAAAUAGCUAGAAACAAUCAGGGUCUGAAAGAUGCAAGUGCAUUUGAUCAUUGUAAUGUUCCAGAAAUCAAGUUAUUCUUGAAUUCGCAAAGUUAUCCCUAUGGAAAUGUGAACUUCGAUAUUGCACAUAACCAAUCCGCUCUUCUCUACGAUAUGCACACCAGCUUCCAAGCCUCCUAUUACCAUAAAGAGCCUGAACCACUAUUGAGCAGAGCGGACUUCUUGAAAACAGCACCACCCAUUGUCAUCGAUUGCUGCAAGCAGAAUGAGUUCUUGAAAUCCGGAGCUGUGGUCAUUCGUCAGGAGUUUCAAUCAUCAGAGAUCUUCUACCCCAACAAAAAGCGUUUACUUUUGUAA